Haliotis rufescens (red abalone) is the source of this 1242-nucleotide messenger RNA. Its product is annotated as hydroxyacyl-coenzyme A dehydrogenase, mitochondrial-like. Gene Ontology annotation, molecular function: NAD+ binding; (3S)-3-hydroxyacyl-CoA dehydrogenase (NAD+) activity. The record is from RefSeq and is a predicted model, not a curated record. Gene Ontology annotation, biological process: fatty acid beta-oxidation. Bases 40 to 972 code for a protein of 310 amino acids. The transcript has 8 exons. NCBI's taxonomy places the organism in Eukaryota, Metazoa, Mollusca, Gastropoda, Lepetellida, Haliotidae. Gene Ontology annotation, cellular component: mitochondrion.
UGAAGGGAAGUAACUCCAAUCAAACCACCUUUCACCAACAUGGCAUCGGUCUGCAAAGUCGUCACUCGGCAACUGUCUACAUCAGUGGGACGCCAGGGUCCUGUUAAAUAUCUGACCGUUAUUGGCAGUGGUUUAAUGGGCUCAGGUAUUGCUCAGGUAGCAGCUGCAACUGGACACAAUGUCACGCUGGUGGACCAGACGGACGACAUCCUCAACAAGUCCAUGGGAAGCAUGAAGAAGAGUCUGGAGAGAGUUGCCAAGAAAAAGUAUGCAGACAACCCCAAGGACGGGGAAGAAUUCAUCUCAGGCGUAAUGGGCCGCAUCUCCACAAACACAGACUCCUCCAAGGCUGUGGAGAAGGCUGACCUCGUCAUCGAGGCCAUUGUGGAGAACCUCGGGGUCAAGAAACAACUGUUCUCAGCUCUGGAUAAAGCUGCACCACAACACACCAUCUUUACCAGCAACACCUCAUCCAUCCCCAUCACCGAUAUCGCUGCAUCAACGCAGAGGAGGGACCGGUUCGGAGGACUCCACUACUUCAACCCAGUUCCCAUGAUGAAGCUCCUGGAGGUUGUCAGGACAUCAGAGACAAAUGACGAGACAUUCAACUCAUUGAUGGAGUUUGGAAAGGCCAUGGGCAAGGUCACGGUACCUUGCAAGGACACAGCUGGAUUCAUUGUGAAUCGUCUCCUGGUGCCCUACAUGUUGGAAGCAGUUCGCCUCGUGGAGAGAGGUGAUGCGGCCCCAAGGGAUAUUGAUGUGGCCAUGAAGCUAGGAGCUGGCUAUCCCAUGGGACCUUUCGAGUUGAGCGACUAUGUUGGACUUGACACCAUGAAGUUUAUUUUAGAUGGUUGGCAUGAGAGGGAGCCUGACCAUCCGUUGUUCAAACCCAGCGCCCUUUUGAACAAGCUGGUGGGAGAGGGCAAACUGGGCAUGAAGACCGGGGAAGGCUUCUACAAACAUAAGAAGUAGACUGACUGGACCUGUCUGAAGAUGUUGGACAUAAUAUAAAACCUUCAUAGUAUACACUAUUGGACUAUGCAUCAUGUUGUCAUUGUCUUUGAUUCUGUUUGCUGAUCACUUCUGACAAUCAUUAUGAUGAUUACUGGUGUCAAUGGCGAGUGCUCCGUGACAUGGAGGGUUGUGUGAAUGAUUUAUCCAAUGUGGUUGUUUAUUCUGUCAGUGAGUUGCUGUUUUGUAUAUAGCAGUUUAGAUUUGAUAUUAAAAUCGGAAUAUACGCUA